AUGAUACUACCACUAUACGCACUGUUGCUAAUUCCACUGGUCAAUGCAUGGACUUUCCGCUAUACCAAUGCAACCGAUGCUACUGAAAUCGCCCGUGGCAAUGAGGCACAGAACUGCACAAAUUCCCCCAUCGGCAAGGAGAAGCUUUUCACCUGGGAUCCCGAGGGAUCAGAUCUAUGCGUCUCUAUAUACCGCGACAUCAAGUGUGAUUCCAGGGCAGGAUACUCGUGCAGUGCAUGGAGGAAGAAUGCCAGUGAAGCGUUUGCGGCUUUCGAUGUGCUACUUGAGCGAGAGAUUGAUGCCAAACACCAAACGUCUACGCUUGCUUUGACAUCUACGUCUACAUCGGCCACAACAUCUACGUCUACGUCCACAUCUACAUCUACGUCCAAGUCUUCAUCUUCAUCCGUGUCUUCGACAUCUGCAUCCGCAAGCACAACCCCUACUGAGGCCGCAGUCUCUGCGGGCAAUGUCAACAGCGACUCCUCCUCUAGUCCAUCACUAUCCAGCGGUGCUAUUGCAGGCGUUGUCGUUGGCGUUGUAGCUGCUGUCGCCAUCAUUGCCGCCUUUGUUGUCAUUUUCAUGAGAAAGAGGAACAAAAAGAAUGCGGCACUUGCUAACCAGCCUGGUGGUUACGGGCCCCAUGAGGCGGAUGCUACUGGAUCAUCUAUCAGCGGUACCACGGCAAUUGCAGAGAAGGAAUCAAACUCAGCUGCACGACCAUUCAGACCUCCGCCUGGAUCCCAGUUUGUUGAGUUGGCUGGCGAUGAAGCGAGUGCCGAGCUAGGCAGCAGUCCAAUCAGUGAGAUGGAUGGUAACAGCACCAAGCGAGAUUUUCAUCGGUUCUAA
This is a messenger RNA of Penicillium crustosum, 849 nucleotides long. RefSeq lists its product as uncharacterized. Bases 1 to 849 code for a protein of 282 amino acids. The record is from RefSeq and is a predicted model, not a curated record. The transcript has a single exon. Lineage: Eukaryota; Fungi; Ascomycota; Eurotiomycetes; Eurotiales; Aspergillaceae.